AUGGAGGAGCCAGGACCGAAAAGAGGGCCCGCGAUUGCUGCUCACCAGACGGGCCCAGGACCUGGAUGCUACAGUUUGCCUCCGACGGUCGGAUUUGUCAACCAUGACUAUACCCGUUUCACCAGUCCAGCGUAUUCCUUCCACCAGAGACUCAACAACAGCAUUCACGUGAAAGAUCCAAGUCCCGGCCCCUGUUACUACGUGGAACCCGAGAUCACCCGCUUUGGCAGGGCCAGGGGUCCUUCCUAUUCCAUGCUAGCACGAGCAAAACCUCCAGAGCUAACUCCGACCCCUGGACCGGGCAUGUACAGUCCUGAGAGAGUCCCACCUCCAUCCCAGCAGAGACCACCAUCUUUCUCAAUGGGUGCCCGCACCAAAUACCGCCUAGUGGACUCCGUUCCAGCUCCCAAUAGUUACACGCUCCCCUCACUACUUGGCCCACGGGUCCCGAGCAAACCUUCCAGCCCCUGUUUCUCCAUCUCCGGCCGGAACAAGAGAGGCAGCUAUUCUGAAGAUCUGUCUCAAACGCCUGGCCCGGGAUGCUACAAGACCACGGACCCCAAUGUUUUCUUGUGCCGCCCUCCGGCUUUCUCUAUGCUGGGGAGGCUUAGGGGACCGACCAGGAAGUUCCACACGCCGGGACCGGGGACACACAGUCCGGAAAAGGUAACCAUCCACAGGGAGAGGGCCCCUUCGUACUCCCUGGGGGUCCGUCACUCCGAAUACCUCAUGCCACUGAUUGUGGAUGUGCCUGAAUGGUAG
Molecule: messenger RNA, 762 nt
Organism: Hemicordylus capensis (graceful crag lizard)
Lineage: Eukaryota; Metazoa; Chordata; Lepidosauria; Squamata; Cordylidae
Gene: CIMAP1D
Product: outer dense fiber of sperm tails 3 like 2
Exons: 4
Coding region: 1-762 (253 amino acids)
Cellular component (GO): cytoskeleton
Source: RefSeq, a predicted model, not a curated record